Messenger RNA from Siniperca chuatsi (mandarin fish), 1760 nucleotides. RefSeq names its product urotensin-2 receptor 2 (gene ogfod3). Bases 73 to 1023 code for a protein of 316 amino acids. The transcript has 9 exons. NCBI's taxonomy places the organism in Eukaryota, Metazoa, Chordata, Actinopteri, Centrarchiformes, Sinipercidae. Gene Ontology annotation, molecular function: L-ascorbic acid binding; oxidoreductase activity, acting on paired donors, with incorporation or reduction of molecular oxygen; iron ion binding. Gene Ontology annotation, cellular component: membrane. The record is from RefSeq and is a predicted model, not a curated record.
GUUAGUCAAGGCAAGAAUAACCGUGUAUGACGGUAUUCUGUAAAUGCUACAUAGUGGACGUUUUGUGUCGAAAUGGCGCUAGUGCGACUGAGAAAUGCGCAGGGUUCGAAUGCCACUGAAAUAGAGAAGAAAAUUAAAAGAGGUAAUGCGCUGCGGCAGGGAUCUGCAUGGAGGGGGUCCCGAGGGCCUGUGGCCUUGCUGCUGGUCGCUCUGUCUGUGUGCGGUGCGGCUAUGUGGCUGUACAUGAGCUUUCUGGACAGUGACAUCACAGAAACACUGGUCAGCCAGGGCGAGCUGGUCUCUGCCCAGCCCAGAGUCUACACCGUCCAGUGCUCUGAAGACUACAAGAACUACAAACGCUAUCCAGGAUGCACCCCUCAGAAGUGUGGCCGUGCUGUAACAGACAGCAUGGUGACGAGGGAGGAAGCUCAGGUCCUCCGGAGGCUGGCUGAGAGAGGCCUGGCGUUGGCCGGGUCAGAGGGAGGAGCUUCCAUACUGGACCUGCACUCUGGAGCAUUGUCAAUGGGAAAACAGUUCGUCAACAUCUACAGGUAUUUUGGGGAUCAGAUCAGAGAUGUGUUCACACAAGAGGAUUUCCAGCUUUACAGAGAUGUACGUGGGCGAAUUCAGGCAGUUAUUGCUGAGACGUUUGGUUUGGACCCGACUCUGAUGUACCUCACCAAGCCUACCUUCUUCUCCAGAAUCAACAGCACAGCAGCCAAGACCCAACACGACGAGUACUGGCACCCACACAUAGAUAAGGUGACUUAUGGCUCUUUUGACUACACCUCACUCCUGUACCUGUCUGACUACGGCUCUGACUUCACUGGAGGAAGAUUUGUCUUCAUGGACCAAAAUGGCAACCGGACAGUGGAACCACGGGCAGGACGAGUCUCUUUCUUCUCUUCCGGUUCGGAGAACCUCCACCGCGUGGAGAGGGUGACGUGGGGGACACGCUACGCCAUCACCGUGUCCUUCACCUGCGACCCCGCACAUGCCAUCUCUGACCCCGCCCUGCCUUGAGGCACCCACGGGUGACGGGGCUACCCACUGGCUCGGACAAGCCCUGCAGCAAAGAGAAGCAGAGGGGAGAGACAAGGAGGAGGGGAUGGAAGAAGUGAGCCUUUAUAUGGAGGUCUUGCUCGUAACAGUGGUAUACUGCAGCUGCACGGCCAAUAUCUGUAAUUGUCUUUUAUUUUCAGAUAUUGACUUUGGUGCCCCUUUGGUUGUGCUACAGAAAAAGGUGAAUACGUUCACCUACUCUUCUGUAGAGGUGUUUUCUUAUUUGUUACUGACUCUUGUAUUUUUAUCCAAUUUUCUACAGCAGUUGCUCUUUUUAUUGUACCAUCAUAACUGCUAGUAUUAGGCGUGUUUGGGUUCCCCACACGUUUCCUCAUUCUGUUCCUCUUGAUCGUUUCGGGGACGGCUUGAGCAGAAAUUGCCCCUCAACUGAAAUGAUUUCAAAGAGGCUUAGAAAGUGGGAUUGUGUGUUUUCUGUGUGUCGCGUUGUGUUUUUCACUUUAAGGAGAGCUGUCAAUUUCUUGAAGAAGAGAUAUAAAUCUGGAGAAUCACCUACUGAUUCAACCUUUCAUCACAAAAUCCCCGCUCAUACUCGCCCCCACCCUUGACCCAGGAGGUGUUUUCUUCUAAGAAGAACCCUCUCCUUGUCCAAGAGUGAUUGCUGUUUCCAGUAUGCUACCAUUUACUUCGAUAUGGUCGGUGAGGACGGUUUCAAAUAAAAUACUGACAGAACCUGAAAA